Molecule: messenger RNA, 360 nt
Organism: Cooperia oncophora
Lineage: Eukaryota; Metazoa; Nematoda; Chromadorea; Rhabditida; Trichostrongylidae
Source: the annotation of a GenBank genome assembly
AUGAGGAAGUUGGAUCACGAAAACGUUAAUCGAUUUAUUGGGCUUUCAAUUGAUGGCCCUGAGUAUGUGGCGAUUUGGCGGAUGUGCACCAGGGGCACACUACAGGAACUGAUUUCAAAAGGUUCGCUGUGGUUUGACCCUUUCUUCAUGCUGUGCAUUAUGAGGGAUAUUGCCGAGGGUCUCCGUUUUCUGCAUGACUCAUUCAUUGUGUCCCAUGGUCGGCUUAGUUCGGAAUGUUGUUUAGUAACUGACAGCUGGCAAGUUAAAAUAUCGGACUACGAAAUAGGGUCAUUGCGAGAAGAUGAUCGUCUCAAGAAAAAACGUGAACACUUACUUUGUUUGUACUUGCGCAGAAAUUAG